CGCCCAAUCAGCUCCCGGGGGGCGGGGCCGCCUGCUCUGAAGGCACCUGUGGCCGCCGGGAGCUUGGAGUUCUGUGCUGCUACUGCUGCCGCCCAGUGUGUGCGCGAGCGUCAGAGCGAGUGUCCAGGUGGAGCAGACCAAGGUCACUCCACCCAGCCUGGGACAAUGGGGAGGAAAAAAAUUCAGAUCUCACGCAUUCUGGACCAAAGGAAUCGGCAGGUAACAUUUACCAAGCGGAAGUUCGGACUGAUGAAGAAGGCCUAUGAGCUGAGUGUGCUCUGCGACUGUGAGAUUGCCCUCAUCAUCUUCAACAGCGCCAACCGCCUCUUCCAGUAUGCCAGCACAGACAUGGACCGCGUGCUCCUGAAGUACACGGAGUACAGUGAGCCCCAUGAGAGCCGCACCAACACCGACAUCCUCGAGACACUGAAGCGGAGGGGGGUGGGCCUUGAUGGACCAGAGCUGGAGCCAGAUGAGGGGCUUGAGGGGCCAGGAGAGAAGCUACGGAGACUGGCAGGUGAUGGAGGUGACCCAGCCUUGCCCCGACCCCGGCUCUACCCAGCAGCCCCUACUAUGCCCAGCCCGGACAUGGUAUAUGGGGCCCUGCCUCCACCAGGCUGCGACCCCAGUGGGCUUGGGGAGGCCCUGCCUGCCCAGAGCCGUCCAUCCCCCUUCCGGCCAGCAGCCCCCAAAGCUGGGCCCCCAGGCCUGGCACACCCUCUCUUCUCACCGAGCCACCUCGCCAGCAAGACACCACCCCCCCUGUACCUGGCAACGGAUGGGCGGAGGCCAGAUCUACCUGGUGGCCUGGCUGGGGCCCGAGGGGGACUAAGCACCUCGAGAGGUCUCUAUGGUAGCCUGCAGAGCCCAUGCUCCACUGCCACCCCAGGAACCCCACUUGGGAGCUUUCCCUUCCUCCCUGCAGGCCCCCCAGAAUAUGGCCUGGGAGACCCCCCUCCGCCCCCAGGCUUGUUGCAGCCCCCCACCCUGGCCCCUUGGCAACCCUCCAGGGGUGAUGGGCCCCCAGCCACCCCUACCCAGUCCAGUGGGGGCCGCAGCAUGGGCGAGGAAGGCCCCCUGGCCCGCGGCGCCUCCUCACCCACCCCUCCAGUCAGCAUCAAGUCCGAGCGCCUCUCACCGGCCCCUGGAGGCCCCGGCGACUUUCCAAAGACCUUCCCCUACCCCUUGCUCCUGGCCCGGCCCCUGGCAGAGCCCCUACGGCCUGGGCCCCCCAUGCGGCGACUGCCCACGGCUGACGGCUGGCCUCGGUAGUAAGCCCGGGGGUGACACCGAUCCCGCCCACCACACCAGGACAUGUGGGGUCCCAACCUCCCUCCCUGCAUCUUGAAGACCCAGCAUCUUGAAGACCUGCAUCUUGAAGACCCAGCAGUUACGACUGCGGUGGGAACCUGGAGAGGGGAAGUCUGGCUUCGGGUCCCGGAUGGGGGGCUCCUUUCCCCCUUCCAGUGGGUAUAAGUCCAUCAAUAAAACACACGUGGCAUCCAUUGA
Phacochoerus africanus (Common warthog) is the source of this 1509-nucleotide messenger RNA. It is a transcript of the gene MEF2B, whose product is annotated as myocyte enhancer factor 2B. Gene Ontology annotation, biological process: positive regulation of transcription by RNA polymerase II. Gene Ontology annotation, molecular function: protein dimerization activity; DNA-binding transcription factor activity, RNA polymerase II-specific; RNA polymerase II cis-regulatory region sequence-specific DNA binding. Lineage: Eukaryota; Metazoa; Chordata; Mammalia; Artiodactyla; Suidae. The coding region runs from base 166 to 1272 and encodes 368 amino acids. The transcript is spliced from 9 exons. The record is from RefSeq and is a predicted model, not a curated record.